CGUCAGGAUCGAGCAGCGAGCGUCGCGAUCGGCACAGCGGACGGACCGAGACGACCGACACAGGGCGAGCAGCAUUCAGCAGUUCGUUUCUAGCGUGCGGCCGGAGCGGAUUUCGGAAGAACCGCCGUCCGCCGACAUAAUCGACGUUUAGACGUUGAAACAAUUCUCUGUAGCGAUCGGUGAGAAUCGUGCGAUGUAAAUCCGGUUUCCGGUGUUGCGGUAAAAAAAAAAAAAAAAUAAGAAAUAUCGUUAAAGAGGAAUUUCCGACCGGUAGAGACAGAGGGAUGGAUUGAAUACGACGCGUGAACGAGGGAUAGAAAACAAAACAGUGUCGAAACGGCUUGUUGUGCGUGCCGAUUAUACGCGGUGUGUUUGUUGGUUAUAUUGUUAUCGGUUUGUUGUUUGUUUGUUUGUUUUGUGGUGCGCGCGUGAAGGGAUAAAAGUGGUCUUGUUGACAAGUGGAGUGCGCGAGCGGUAAUUGAUACGAGUGUGAUUGGAGAAACCGUCGUCUAUUCACUCUUUUCGACUCUCGCCGCUUCUCGCGAGGGAUAGAAAAAACAAGAAGAAGGCUUGAGCUAUGUCUAGGUUCGACUGAGCAUGCCGGCAUCCUCCUCUCCUAACAGCUAUCGCGACGCGGCCGGCCUCAUGGAUGUAUGGAUACUCUUCCUCGCAAUUGCCGGCGUAGCUGCGUCGGUCGAGGUGCACUUCGAGAACAAGGAUGGAGGAUUCUUCCUGAAGCACACACCAAGACAGUCGUACCCGGCGCAGCCGGAUUCGAUCCCGGUGCCCCCAAUCCUAGCACCGGGUCCCGCGCCGCCGGGUUCGAUCCUGUCCAUCGACACCUUCACGGUCUUCCAGACCAGCGAGCCGGCCUCGGUCCGCGCGACCUACGGACCUUUCAGCACUAAGCAGACCGUUCCGGCGAGGUACAUAGUCCCUGAUCCUCUGGACGCGCUUCCGGGACCAGAGAUGAGGCGGAACUUGACAUCCACGACAGCCCUCCUCGAUGCUCAGGAACUCAGCGCCAGGCAUCUCGACAUGUCGGCUCACCUAGUGCGGCCGAGUGUCCCUCGGGACUCGCCGGUGCUCAGAGUGCUUUUCCACGCCGGAAGCGAGGCCGGCGGUCGUCGGCAGGUCCUGCUGGCUCGGCACCAGCGGGUCUGCGUCGUUCUCCACGCCUCCCUCGCCGGCCGGACGCCACUUACCGCGGCCUGCAGUCCCGACGGCGAGGACGGCGUCUGCCUCGCCCAAAUCACCAUCCCCGCCGCGUGGUGGGCGCCGCUUCCACCUCCCGACGCCUCCGGUAGGGUCAAGGUCGCCAAGACCCUACCACGGCUAGUUCAGGUCGCAUAUUCCGUACUCGAGCCCAGGACCGAGAGCGACGGUGGCUGUCAGCCCAGGGUUCAGAUACAACCUGUCACUCCGUUGGGACAGGUUCCUCUCGCUCCGAACAGGGCUGCCUACAAGGAGCUCAGGGCUGAUGAUGCCUUGACGCUUUUGGUGCCCCACGCGCCUCUAUAUCCGAGGUCCAGGCUCCAUGUUCCGGCGUUUCUACACCCCAGACAAGGCGCGUUUGUCGCUGCAGUCAUCAUACGAGCCAGGGUGAAAUCCGGCGUACGAAUAUUGGGAGCCACGUCCAGCAGCCCUGAUUGGACGGUCACUGUUGAAGUUAAUGGAAAGUACACAGCCGCCACCUUCACCGCAAUACGAAAGGAAAACGCACCCCGUCCGCAGAAUAUGUCGGCAGAGGAGAUCCUAACCAUGCUCCUCGAGGCGAGCGAGGAGGGGGCCGGGGGCAGCAGAGACGGGGGUCGAGUUGUCUGGAGCGUGCGAUACGAGCUCGAGGGAGAAGAUGAGGACGGAUCCCCGUCUGGGUCAAGCCAGCACCACCACAAUAUCGAUCGAAGGAAACUCCAGGCUCGUCUCGAAAUCCAGAAGGACGAUAUCCAGGCGGUUUUGCCAAUAUCUAAGAACUGGGAGGUGAUGAACACCGCGGUUUUGACGGGUCGCCAGGUCUCCCAAGCGAUGAAGGUCUUCAUAGUCAGCCAGGCAGGAAAGGUGGCCGACGUUACUCUGCAAUCGUCCUGCCACUCGGAGGACGAGAGUGUCCUUAAGGUGUCGUCGUCCUGCAGUAGUGUGUACGUCGAUGGUUCGGAGAUCCGAGGAUCUAGCAAUGCCUCCGUUCUGGUCAAGUACGGAACGUACACGGGUCUGGCUCGAUUCACGGUCUGGAUGCCGGAGUUUCCAUUGGAGGUGACUGUGACUGACAGCCGUCUGAGCCAGGUGAAGGGAUGGAAGGUGCCAGACGAGCUCUCCUCUUCGAAGAACAAGCGGAGCUUGAACGACACGGAGGACGAGGAGCUGGAACGGUCGAAGAGGAGUCCGUCCGCCGACGAAAGGUUCCGGGGCGAUAGGUGGUCGGAUUCCGGUACCGGUGCAGAAGACCGGACGGCCAGCUGCAGGUUGCGUUUCCAGCAGAGUCCGGUCGAGGUCCACGCCAGGUUCCUGGCGGCCGAUCACGACUCGGGCCGGGUCUCGUACUUCGUCAACCGGCGGACCUGGCUCCGGGUUACGGACCUCGUCGUCGGGCUGCUCCGCGUCUCGGAUCAUCGUUUCGCCACCCUCCAAGGAAGGAUUGUCCAGGGUCGGAGCUUCGGCAGGACCGAGGUCCAGGUCGUCUCUCCAAUCACUGGCCGCGUCAUCGGCGCCAAGGAGGUCAAGGUCGUCAGCGACCGCGUGUCGGUCGCACACCUGUCGGUCCGCGUCGUCUCAGGACUGCAGCUCACCAUCUCACCGGACACUGCGAUCGAGAAUGGCUACAUCGCCGAGACCUCAGUCACCCGGAGACUAACCGCUCAGUAUCAGGAGGGCCUGCUGGACAUAGACAUCGAGUUUUCGGACGGAUCCCACACGCCGCUGAGGGAGGUGACGGUAAACGACUAUCACCUGCUUGUAGAGAGUUUGGACCCAGAGGUUGUGGCGUUUGCUCCAAUGGUGGCGUCGCAUCACCCCAGGGUUAUAGCCGUCGGUGAAGGUCGGGGUCACCUUUUGCGUGUCACUCUUCAGCUGGCCGAUAUCUGUCGGCUGCCAAAUCGGCGCUCGAAAAAUUCACCAAGACCACCGGUGGCACCUCUGGCCACGGCCGCCGCCCAUGUCGAGGUCGACUUUGCGUCCAGCGAUCUACCCAACCGGCCAGAAUUUGUCCAGAACGACGGAGGCGGGAUGGUUGGCUCUCACAGAGAGAGAAAGAAUGGGAAGGAGAUGGCGCCCGACCUCCACGACAUUUUGAUCGGGGUACCAAUGAAAGACGAGAACAACCACGAGCCCACGGUGCAGGCGCAUCAGGCGCGUCAGGCGCAGCAGCACCACACGGCUAUAGCUAAUGGCAUGUCUUCAGGGGGAAUGGGUGGCGUUGGGAUCCGUCAUCACGGCGGUCCGCACAUGACGCCUCUAGAGAUCGGCAUGUACGUUCUGUUGGCCGCGUUCUGUUUCGCGAUCGUCGUAUUCGUCGUCUCCUGCGUCGUUUACGCCAGCAAAUUCAAGCCCCAGCCUCCCGACUACCCCCUGCCCACCAUCCCGGUUCUCGGUGCCGCCAGGGCCGCUGCCAGUCAACUGGCCCCGAAUCGCCGUCCCCGGGAAUCGACGACCAACGCUCACGACUGGGUCUGGCUGGGACGAGCGACCCUCGAGAGGGCCGCAUGUGCCCCUCAGCAGGUUCGCGUCACCAGUAAUCCACUGGCUGCCGAACCUGAAGAAGAAUCUGGGGAGCUCGGAACCAGCUUCGAUAACCCAAAUCACAUCGAGCUCCCGUCUGUGCGGCCGUCGGCGCCGGUUCCGAUCGACACGACGACCUACUGCAAGAAGGACAAGACGCCACGUCAUUCGAGCAACAAGUCGAGCAUGCAGCCGAAACCCUCGUCGACGCAGAUCGACAACAACGACCUGCCACCGCCGCUGCCGCCUCACGGUAUUCCGCCGCCGGUAUCGAGCGACAACGCGAACGGGAACAACGACGACUACAAACCCCCGGUUCCGCCGCACCGGAACACCGGAGUUAUAGCGCGGUUCCCCGACACCCCGAAGAAGCACCAUCACAGGGCGUCGAGUGGCAGCCAUGGGAACCAUCGGCACAGCAAGCAUCACAGUAAAUCGCACAAGCAGCACCAGGAGCAAAACGGCAAGACAGGGGAUAACGAAACGCGGGAAAACAACGCCGAGGAGGAGUUCGUUGAGCUGAGGAACCACGAGGACAAGCGUGGCGUCAAGGACAAACUGAAGGAGGUGAAGAGGGCCACCAUAGUCGGGAACCCGAUGUACUCCUCUCAGGAACAAGAGGAAAUGGCGCUGGACGACCUGAACCUGGGCAUGGACUACGAUCAGAUUAUGCAGUACUUUGACAAUUUGAAGGAGUCUAAUGCCUAGGUAAGGGCCUCGGAUAUUAAUUUAAGGAUCAGGCAGCCGCCCGAUUGCGUUUGAAAAUGUUACUAUGAGAUUUGUUGUGUCGCAGGAAUCAGGGCUCGGUUUGACUUCAUGGUUUUUCCGAGACAGGGAUGAAGAGAGAAAGUUUUCGAGCCUGUGUAUACGUAACUUAUAUCACUUCUCGCCGAUUAGCGGAUUACUUUUUUCUAUUACCGUAGUAAGGGAAGCACUAAAAACGGCUUCCGUGCUGGCUCAGAUUAAACUUUCCAAUCCAACGAUUUUAUGCCUAAAUUAUCAAAAUGAAAUUGGCAUUUCCCUGAUUCCAAACAUCUGUUUCGUUUUCACUUUAUACGCUGUGAACGAUACGAUUCUUACGCAACAGGUGCAAAGCUGUCCGUUAGGCUAUAUUCUAGUCAGCUUCCUAGCAGCACAUCCAAUUACACAUCGUAAUGAUAACUUUAUAUACAUACAUAAAUAUAUAUAUAUUUAUACGUAUGUAUGUAUAGGUAUGUGUGUAUACAUAUAUACAGUAAAUCAGUGACGGUUGGUGAUUGCAUAAUCGCAUAUUGUUUCUUACGUUCGAAAAAUAAAAUUUAAUGGAGUGAAACGCUGCAACGCGCCUAUAUCCAGAAAGGAAGUAAACAAAAUAGGUCUAAAAAUUUAAAACAUACAUAUAUAUGUGUAUAAGUAUAUAUAUAUAUAUAUAUAUAUAUUGUAUGCUGUGUGACAUUUAUAUCAGAUCAAAUAUUGAAUUGUCUGUUCAAAAAACUAAACAAAAGCGUAGAUCGAGAGAGGAAAAAUUUGAAAAACAAAGAACAAAUAACUGGCGAUUAAUUCGUUUGGUUGCACAGUACGAUACAUACAUGGGUGAGAUUUUAAACUUACAGUUCAAUGAAUAUAAGAAUAUAUUUGAAGGAAAAAUAGUUAGAUUUGUUAGUUAUAUAUAAAUAAGCGGUUCAAGUAUAAAUAUAUAUAUAUAUUAUAUAUAUUAUAUAAGUAUAAUAUAUAUAUAUAUAUAUAUAUAUAUUGCAUUGUGAUAAGCGAAAAAAUGUUUGUUAACACCGCCGCCACUGUCUAAACUAUAUUAUUACCAACUAUCACUUAUCAGCAGCUGGGCACCAUAUCAUACCCCAAUCCUAAUCUCGUAUUUUCCCUAAAACUUCUCAUUAUACCGACGUGCCCAAAUCUGCCAUUUGUUGAACCUGUACAACUCAUUUUUCCCCUCCUAUCAUCCCUUGUUUUUCACGAUCAUCGUCAUCGUGAACACCUUUCACGCGAGUAAAGGGGGAAAAACGAGACGACAAAGUAAAAAAAAGAAAACAAAUAAUAAAAAAUACUAGCUUAGCUAUCAUUUAUUGACGUGUAUUAUAAAGCAUCAUAUUCAUCCAAAUCUGUACAGCUCGUGUUACUACUUGAUUACGUGUUUUUUAUUUUUAUUUUUUUACAUGAUACAUAUACAUAAACUUACAUACGAACAUAAUACGAUUACUACUCGACCGAGUCACAAAACGCUAAUGGUAUAAAUAUCUGAUUAGAUUAUUAGAUAAUUAACUAAUGUAAUAUUAUUAUUAAUAACAAUAAUAAUAAUAAUAAUAAUAAUAACAAUAACAAUAAAAUAGUAACCGAUCAUUGAUCGCUUACAAUUAAGCGUUUGUUCCUCCGGCCGAGGGCAGAAAAGUCUACCUGUGUUCCAUUUUACGUUCAAGUAAAAGAAAAGGAAAAAUACGAAAGGAAAAGAAAAAUAUUUAUUCAAUUAACUGUGUCGUAUAUUUGUAAAUUUUGCGUUGUAAGAUUUUGUACAUAUAAUAUAUAUUAAUAAUAAUGUCGCAGAUUACUCUUAGGGUCUGAAUAUAACCAUAGUAAAGCCUUGUGUCGUUGUGUCAUUCGCUAAGAAAAGAAAAUGAAGAGAAAAACCUUUGAAUAUAAUUAUUAUAAAUUAUAAUGUUACUCGAUCAUAUUCGCUUUGUAUUUUACUAUGAUUGGAUUUCAAUUUCAGGGAUUGAAUCCUUUCGCGUAUUCUUCUAUUUUGUUUUAUUUAUUAUUUUUUUUUUUCUAUCCUCCUGUCUUGCAAUAAAGAAAUUAAAAACGAAGGUAAUCGCAUGAAAAGUUUUAUAACCAACGUUAAGGCGUAUGCGAGUGAUAAAUGAAAUGAAAAAUAAAAAUGAAAGAAAAUGAUAUCCCUAUUUCAAAUCCAAUCAUAUUAUUUGUUAUGAUUUUUAAAAAUUAAAGCAUGAUUUGACUCUCAGCGAGGAGUCACUUUUCGAAAUGGCAUGGUAACGUGUAUCCUUUAAAUCACUAACGCUAAUAGUAUUUUCAAAAUCGUAAGAGUCUAGAGAUUAAUAUUAAAAAUCGUUUGAUUAUCAAUUAAAUUAUAAGGGCUAUAUGUAUAAGUAUAUAAGUUAUGCGUAUACAUAUAUAUAUAUACACACACACAGACACACAUACUGUGUUUAGUAUAUGGUACAUACAUAUGAAAUAUCGAAUGUGUCGAUGGUAUGUGACGAUUACCAACAGUGAGUACGGAUAACAAUAAUAUGAAGUUUUCGCCCUUCUGCAUUCUAGUCUAAUCGCCACUCGUUGCGACUCGCUUCGAUGUUGUCGCCUGCCACUGAAAUUCUUUUAUUUAACCUUAGCUUCAGGAAACUCGUACGUACAUAUGUAGUUGAGAAAUAAGCUUAACUAUAGGACAUAUACCUGAUCAAUUCUGUUAUAUACGUGAUACAGAUAACACGCCUCGUACUUUGACUGAAAUAUUGUUCGCACGAGGACUAAUCUUCAUAAUUCACAAACGUUCAUUUCAUCCACAUAUAUAAAAUUCAUACCAUGAAUAAAUUAUUGUUAUUAUUAUUAAUAAUCUUGAGAAUAUAAAGAAAAAACAGUACAUUCAUUCACGAAUAAGACUAACUCUUGCAUAUUGUAUAAAAAUACAUACCCAGCCAAAUACGCGUUCCGUUUGAUCGGUAAAUAUAUAAGUGUCGAUAUAUAUAUAUAUUAUAU
Neodiprion virginianus is the source of this 7416-nucleotide messenger RNA. It is a transcript of the gene dtn, whose product is annotated as transmembrane protein 132C. The transcript is spliced from 10 exons. The coding region runs from base 598 to 4422 and encodes 1274 amino acids. The record is from RefSeq and is a predicted model, not a curated record. Lineage: Eukaryota; Metazoa; Arthropoda; Insecta; Hymenoptera; Diprionidae.